AAUAAUAAAGAAGCCCUCUGCAGUUUGUGCGUCUGAAUUUAUUAUAUUAUAACAUCUCAGAUGUCACUGUGGUGCUGGCCCUAGAACGGCACGGCAUGCGAUGUACUCACAUCGCGGGCACCCACGUGUGUAGCGACAUCGUGAAUGUCGCUGAUUAAUGCCGGCUUUAGUAAGACACGGCGUGCGAUGCAUUGUCAUCGCGGACACCCCGUAGGUGGGUGUAGUACCAGCCCUAAAGGGGGCUCCGUGAGCGCUCAGUGACACCACGCGAGGCGUGCAGUGCUGACCCCUACAGGAGGGAGUGUGGGAGUAUCGGCCAUGGGAUGAGGUUACCCUAGGCCAUGGCACUCUGGUUGACCCCGGAAGGCACGUGACCAGUAAGAUUACACAGGGGCCCAGGUGGGGGCUAGGGGGUGGUCACGUGCCUGGGGGUGAGAUCCUACGGGAAGGGUCGAGAAACCCCAGGAGGUUUCUCGAAGGUGGGCGUGGCCAAGGGCGGGGCCAGCCACGACCCGUGAGCAUAUACACCGGGUCCCCACAGGGACCGGGGCUCUGCGUUGCUGUUGUCAUCUGAAGAUCUACGAUCUAUGUUCUACGUCGUCCAAGAAGAAGUUACCAACACGUGGGCGAGGACCCAAGCUUGGGUCCUGUCUGUUGUAGCUACUCCCAGGAACUAGCGUAGUCAGCCUGGUGGUCCACCACCCUAGGUUAUCUGGUAAAGGGGCAGUAACCCCUUUGUGUUAAUGUGUUGGUGUUAAUAAAUGUGUUGCCUCCAAAGAGUAAGUCUGCGACUCGGUGGACCGUAAAUAAAACAUGCUUGUUAGAAGGGGCAUGAGUCCUCACGAUUGCGCGCGCGUGCACACACACGUGGCCACAAGCACGCGCAUACACACCAAGACCAAGAUUCCCACGUGUAGCCAUAACAGACUGUAGGGGCAAGUGCUGUUAGCGAGUAGCGCCUAUGAAGGCCGGCACGGCACACGAGGGGGUGGGUAGCCAGCCCCCUGCCGGGCCGUCUGACUCCCAGUGGCGAUAUUUGAACACUGCACCAGGUACUCAUUUGAGGCUGAGUCGACCUAGGGGCGGUCCAGGACACAUUCAGAUAGCCAUCACUGGUGUUGGUCGGGAGCGCAAAUAGAACUCGAGUCGCCGGGUUCGUAGCACAGCGCGCUAAAUUAAAACUAAACUUUUAUUUUACCACUGAGCUAUAUAGAUCUUUUUAAAAAAGCGACCUGGCCACACAUUAUAUCUCAACGACGUUCGUCCUAAAUGUUGAGGGGGGAACCGGAGGAAGUGGAGAAAAAUCCACGGAGAGCGAGAAACCGCAAUCUCUAAAUGUACAGAAGGCGCCAGGGUCGGGCUCGAACCAGCGAUCUUCCUGCACACCACGAGAGCUCGCCACCACGCCGGCUCACACCAACUCGCCAACUCGCUCGGCGAGUUUGUGGCCGAGAGGGACUUCAACGGCACCUUGGAGGAGGAGGAGGAGUCGUCGGAGAGCUGUUCCGAGUUUAAAUCUCCAUCGGAAGUUGCCGACUUCAGGAGGUGUAGCACCGCCCGGGGAGGGCUGGGACGACUACAUUGACCGCUUCGAGAGAGAGAAUCCCACCGCUCCCAGCCACCACAGCGACCGCGUCCCACCGCUCCCAGCCACCACGGCGAGAAGGAGCUCCGUGGAGGACGAGGGGGUGAUUUCAAGAGAGAGAUGGGGGAGUAUCUCUUCGCCAUCACCGCCCUCACCACGCUCGCCUCAUUCGUGGUGCCGGAGGUUGGAGCCCCUCCCAUGAGUCACCCGCAUCUCGAGGCGCGGGGAGGACGCUUCCUGUGUGAUGCCGGCCUGUACUUGCGGGCAAAUGAGCUCGGGGCUGCGGGGCGCUGCGAGCCUUGCCCCGCGGGCACCUUCACCGCCUUCGCCAACAGCCACCACACGUGCCUGCCCUGCCGGCGCUGCGACAGCGUCCGUGGGUUCCGCGAGGCACAGCGCUGCAGGGCGGACGCGGACACGCGAUGCGAGUGCCGCGAGGGGAGGUUCUGCCCCAGCAGCCCCUGCCAGCAGGAGCUGUGCGAGCCGCACUUCGCGUGCCCCGCCGGCACAGGGGUCACCCAGCUCGGUUCCGCCGUCAUGGACACGCGGUGCUCCGCGUGCCCUCCCGACUUCUUCUCCAACGAGACGUCGGCAACCCAGACGUGCCGACCCCACACGCGGUGCGACCGAGACGGCCGUCUGACCAUCGCCAACGGCACGGCCACGCGCGACAGCGAGUGCGGGGACCGCAGCCUGGACCCCGCGAGAGAGGACGAGCGGCCUGGAGCAGUCGAGGUCGGCCACAUGCACUGGAUCGUGCCCCUCUCUGUGGCCAUCUUCUUCACGGUCAUCUUCGCCUGCUGCUUUGAUUGCUACAAGCGCAAAGAACCCAACAACCGCUUCCAAGCAAACGUCAUCCAAGUUGGGAACGGCAACACGGUGGUGCACGGCUAGAUGCAGCCCUUGGCGUACCGCUGAGCCGCCUCGCAACACACACACACGGCGGACGGUCGCGCACAGGGCUGAGCGAGGAUUCCCUUUGGUUGUAAAUUAUAAGAAGAAUAAAAAGUGUUUUUUUUAUUAUUGAGAAAUGUGCGGGACCGAUACAUCACGCCGUGACGCACGUGCGCACCGUCAACACAAGCCAAAGCGGUUAUGAAAAGCGGGGGGGGGGGGGGGGGAUAGAUGGGUAACAGGCUUGCUGCCCCAAACUCAAACCUGUCAACCCACACGGUCUACCCUGUAUUCUUGUACAGGCAAAUUGAGUUUUCAGAUCCAUCAUACUGCGUACAGCCGUUUCAAUACGGGCAAAAAAAAGGUAUAUUUGUUUGUGUUUCUCCCUUGUGAUGGGACUUUGGAGGAUGAUCGUGUAGAUUUAUAACGGCAGGGGGUAACCAAUAUGGUCUGAGUUAGUCUGUAAUAAGGUCGGCACUGAUAAGGGGUUGACAGGUAUUUAAGGACGGAUGUAUAUAUGUGUGUAUAUGAAAAUGUAUAUCUAUAUUUUUUUAUUGAAGAAUCUUUAUUUUAGGCGAAUGGGUUGUCCGUGAAGGUUGCCCAGGAACCAGCAGACACAGGAUGCAAGGCAGCAACCCCCAGGUAGUUGCCCAAGCUCUGCAUUCCUACGUAUCAUAAUGAAUUAACAAGCUUGUUUAUGGGUGUUGGAGAAAACCCAGUCUUCCCAUCUUUCUCGGUACUCCUCCAAUUGGUACCAAGACGGUGGUGAUCGCAUCGCGCGCUUUCAGAUGCGUUUCUGCGGCCGUCUGGAACGCCGCUCUGCCUUCUGAUAUUAGGCAACACUUUUAAAUCGAGAUUGAAAACUCAAUUCUUUCGAGCUGAUUGUGUUUAUUUCUAAUAUUGCAGUAAUCUAGGCCACCACAGUGGCGAGAUGUUAGCCACCUCGCCUGGUAUACAGCAGAGGUCGCAAUCGGGUACCCGAUACCCGUACCCUACCCGAUACCCGGCUACCCGUACCCGGCUAAGUACGGGUACCCAUUUGAGACCCUGGUGCGGCCGGGUACGGGUACGGGUAAGGAAUCAAAAUCCGUUUGCGACCUCAGGUAUACAGGUCAUGGGGUUCGAUCCCGACCCUGACGCCUGUAUAUUUGGAGUUUGCCUGUUCUCCCCUUCGAUGAGCGAUCAUUUGUGGCCAGGUCGCUUCUGUAAAAGAGCUACAUACAGUGAGGGAUAAAAGUAUUUGAUCCCCUGCUGAUUUUGUACGUUUGCCCACUGACAAAGAAAUGAUCAGUUUAUAAUUUUAAUGGUAGGUUUAUUUGAAGUGAGAGACAGAAUAACAACAACAAAAUCAAAAAUGUUAUAAAUUGAUUUGCAUUUUAAUGAGGGAAAAAAGUAUUUGACCCCCUCUCAAUCAGAAAGAUUUCUGGCUACCAGGUGUCUUUUAUACAGGUAAUAAGCUGAGAUUAGGAGCACACUCUUAAAGGGAGUGCUCCUAAUCUCAGCUUGUUACCUGUAUAAAAGACACCUGUUCACAGAAGCAAUCAAUCAAUCAGAUUCAACCACCAUGGCCAAGACCAAAGAUGUCAGGGACAAGAUUGUAGACCUACACAAGGCUGGAAUGGGCUACAAGACCAUCGCCAAGCAGCUUGGUGAGAAGGUGACAACAGUUGGUGCGAUUAUUCACAAAUGGAAGAAAUACAAAAGAACUGUCAAUCUCCCUCGGCCUGGGGCUCCAUGCAAGAUCUCACCUCAUGGAGUUGCAAUGAUCAUGAGAACGGUGAGGAAUUAGCCCAGAACUACACGGGAGGAUAUUGUCAAUGAUCUCAAGGCAGCUGGGACCAUGUUAUUCUGUCUCUCACUGUUCAAAUAAACCUACUAUUAAAAUGAUAGGCUGAUAAUUUCUUUUUCAGUGGGCAAACGUACAAAAUCAGCAGGGGAUCAAAUACGUUUUUCCCCUCACUGUAGCUCAGUGGGACCUUAGCUUGUCAAAUGAAACAGUUGUUUAGUGUUAGUUUAGACACGUGUGGAAGGCACCUCCGGAUGACUCACGAACAGCAGCAACAUCCUCGCGUGUUAGUCCGUUCAUAUUUGGGGUAGCCCAAAAGUCAGGACACAGAGGGUUGUGCAGGAGAUCAUCGAUUAUCCAGCCAGAUUUUCAAAAACGCCAGAUAAUAGCUAGUAAUCAUUAUUUAAAGUAGAUUAUGUUACCACCACAAUCUCGGAAGACUCCACACGGGGUUAUGUACGUGCUCCGCUCUUGUCAAAGCACGUUGUUGAAACAAUUGCCGGACUGAUUCUGCCUUUAAGACCCGUGAAUUUCACGCACUUUUCACCAGAUACCACUGUAUCUAUAUAUUUUUUCACUGUAAUUAUUAAUAAUGUAAGAUGUACAUACGCGCGGUAUUUUCAUUGUUUAAGUUGUAUGCAGUGUCAAAUGUGCCGUAUUUAUUUAACACUGAAAUCAAGCAGAGCGACGUUUUACUGUCACGCGACACGGUGCUGCCGAUCGCCGGACUGGGUUACAGCCUUUGGAGCGGUUUUGCCGGAUCGACCCGGGGACCGCCAGAUGUUGGAAGCAGCCGGAUACUCAACUGAAUUCAUUUCAACAAAUCACACAGGAUUAUCGCACUUGUUUUUUUUUUACAAACGUGGGCGUAUUGGCGGUACACCGGUGCCUUGUGAAAGAGCGUGACGAUGUCGCUGCCUCUUCUUGGUUCUUUCGGUAAAGUCACGUAGAAGGGAAAUAAUAAAAAAAUAAAACAUAAUAAAAUAAUUCUCACGUUUCGGCCACAACGCAAGCAGCCGUCCUCAGGUGAAGAACAGGGCUGUCUGAAAGACAGCAUCUGGAUGGGCACCACCCGGCUUGGCAGCGUAUAUUUAAGCUGGGUUGGAGGGGGGAAGGGGCGCCUUGACAAAUGAAUUAGCAUAUCAAGAGAAAUGUAGCAUAUUUAUGGGAAAUGCAGAUAUGGGAUUAGUCACUACUUGUGGAAUGCGUAGGUGGGGGGGGGGGUUUUCAAAGUCAUUAUGCCCGUGCAUUAUGCAAUAUGCAGGAUUAGCAGCAUCAAAGGGAGGGAGUAGGGUUAGCAGUAAUAGAGGGAAGGAACUUUAAUAGUAAGGAGCUGCCCCCCCCCCCCCCCCUCGAGCGAGCUGCAGGACUCUCCAUGGGAAGUUGCCACUUGGAUUGAACAGCCGCUUUCCCCUUCACUCGAGCACGCGGCGGUGGUGGCAACACCACCACGAGACGUAAUCUUGAGCAGCCAAACGUCCGCCAAGGGAUCAUUCCGGGAAUGGAUCGAGAGACCGUCCCGACCGAGUCUUGGGCACGAGUCAAAUCCUGCUUUUGGAACACCGAGCAGCCAAUCGUCGUCAGGCUGGGUGCUGCUGCUGCUGCUAAACGGCAACAGACUGUGAAGCUUCGUGUUCAGCCGCUCACGCAUCAAACGUUCCGUCUUCCGACUGCUUCGACAUGACUAGAACAAAUGUUGAAGCACCACCACCACCAACCCCAGAAAAGUUUUCUUACCGGGUUUUUGAAUCGCGUGAAAAUAAAUUACGAUAAAAAAAACAUUAGAUUAUUUUAUUUUUGGACCUCGCACUGCCGGUGUAGCGUCAAUACGUUCAAAUUUCCAAAGAUUUCCAUGGUUGAUGUGAAUGCACGAUGCGUCAAUUCUCUUUUGAAAUCAAUGUCAGGACUUUUCUUUUCAACCAUCACGCGGCGUAAUCUUUGAAUGUUCGUCAGUUGUUGUUUCCCCCCCUCCCCCCUCCAAAUUAUGUUUUAAGAUGUCUCGAUCGCGUUUUGAAAAGACGAAACAAUCCAUAGGAAUGAUAAUCAAAAUAUUCAACGGAAAGAAUUAACAAUUUGAAAUAUUUUAACGGCCAGUGUUCAAAUGAAUGGGAAUAAACCCCCUCGGUGUCUCGA
Messenger RNA from Lethenteron reissneri (Far Eastern brook lamprey), 6398 nucleotides. Its product is annotated as tumor necrosis factor receptor superfamily member 5-like. Lineage: Eukaryota; Metazoa; Chordata; Hyperoartia; Petromyzontiformes; Petromyzontidae. Gene Ontology annotation, molecular function: protein binding. The record is from RefSeq and is a predicted model, not a curated record.